Messenger RNA from Acaromyces ingoldii, 4695 nucleotides. RefSeq lists its product as hypothetical. Gene Ontology annotation, biological process: chloride transmembrane transport; cell volume homeostasis; chloride ion homeostasis. Bases 67 to 4599 code for a protein of 1510 amino acids. The transcript has 4 exons. Lineage: Eukaryota; Fungi; Basidiomycota; Exobasidiomycetes; Exobasidiales; Cryptobasidiaceae. Gene Ontology annotation, cellular component: membrane. Gene Ontology annotation, molecular function: potassium:chloride symporter activity. The record is from RefSeq and is a predicted model, not a curated record.
CGGGUUUCCAGCCUUUCCAGCACCGCGUCGCAAAGACACAGAGGGCAGCAAGCCAGCGCGCCAGCCAUGUCGCACUUUGUGUCGACGAGCGGCGCAAACUUCGACGACUUGCACCAUCAGCUGCUCCAGCGCCAGCCUGUGGAAGGCAGCGCACAGGACGAAGAGGAGCUGGAAAGGAGCCUCCACCAAGAAUUCCGAUCGCACGAUGAGGGGAAUAACGUCGCCGAUGAGGGCCAAGCGCCCGGGUCUACGGCGACCGCAGCGGUUGGUGAUACCGCGCACGUUUUGAGCCCUGCUUUGGCCUCACGCAGGAGGCCGGACUUGAGCAGACCGACGACUACAUACGAACAAGAUACCUCUUCGCGGGCAUCCUCGCCCUUUGGAGGCGACAAAGACGGGAAGAAGCAACGGUCCGUCUCAGCGGCCGUGCCCGCACCUUCUUCGAAGCCAAGAAGAGAGAGGAAACUGAGUGAUCCCGAUGAAGGCCCGGCGCAAACAUCUUUGGCCUCGGAAGUAGGAAGAGGGACUCCAUCAGGUCCCCGGUCAGGCGCCACCUCCCCGACCAGCGGAAAUCGAACGCGGCGAAACAGCGCCGAGGAUUCAUCGUCGCAUCUCCAGGCAAAUGCGCAGCCAGCGAUGCAUCGUUCAGCCCAGUAUCAACACAAGGAAGUGACUUUUGACAAGAACGAGGCUACAACAAUACCAUCGGACGCUAAGAGAAACUUGGCGCGAAGCAACAGCAACGUCCCCGAUAUGAGAUCAAGGUAUAAUCAACAGCAUCACCAUCAUCACCAUCACAACCAUCACCAUCCUCAUCAUCAUUUGCUCCCGCAAGAUGGCGAACACGGCCGGCAACAUCAUGUCCUGUCCCCUCAUGCACAGAGCAGACUUCGAAGCGCAGGCAUGAUCAGCCAGGCCGAGAUGCCGCCUCGGAAGCUGGGCACCUGGGAUGGCGUCUUUAUGCCAGUCAGCCUCAAUAUCCUCGGCAUCAUUCUCUUCCUGCGUUUUGGUUUCAUCCUCGGUCAGGUCGGUCUGGUGGGCGCGCUCCUCCUCCUCACCCUCUCGUAUGCCGUCGAUACACUCACAGUGAUGUCCGUCUCGGCCAUCUCCACGAAUGGACAAGUGCGAGGGGGCGGCGCCUACUACCUCAUAUCGCGGUCCCUUGGACCCGAAUUCGGCGGCUCCAUUGGACUCGUCUUCUUCGCUGGACAAGCACUCAAUGCUGCCAUGAAUGUCCUCGGUUUCGUCGAGAGCCUCACCGACGCCUUCGGCAUGUCACGAGGGCCUGAUGGCUUUCUUCCGGAAGGGCCUUGGUGGAAUUUCAGCUACGGAAGCGUUUGUCUUCUCGUCUCGACUCUGGUCUGCCUCGUCGGAUCUCGUCUCUUUGCGCGAGCCACUCUAGCACUCGCCGUCGUCCUGGGUGUCGCCAUUAUCAGCAUUCCCCUUUCGUCUGUUUUUGUCUCGCCCUUCAUCGACGAGGACAGAGGCGCCUUUUAUACAGGUUGGAGCCUCGAGACGCUUCGGGAGAACCUCUUGCCCCACUUCACAAGCGGCGCUGCAGGUAGCAGUACAGGCCCUCUCAAGGAGAACUGGCAAACGGUCUUUGGCGUUCUCUUCCCUGCGGUCACGGGCAUUCUCGCUGGGGCGAGUAUGUCUGGUGACCUACGAAAGCCGUCGAAGAGCAUCCCGAAGGGCACCAAUUGGUCGCUAAUCUUCACUUAUGGAGUGUACGUCAUGUCGUUUGUCGUCUUUGCCGGCACCAUAGCUCGCGAGUCCUUCUACCUCGACGUAGGCAUCGUUUCGGACGUGGCCCUGAGCCCACAGGUCAUCACGUUCGGCGUCCUAGCUUCGACGACAUUUUCGGCGCUGAUGGGCGUCAUGGCAUGUGGCAAGGUGCUCCAGGCCAUCGCCCGAGACAACUUGCUCCCUGUCCUCGACAUCUUUGCUCAGGGCACCGAGGUCAGUGACACGCCCACCUACGCGGUCGUAGCCACCUGGGUAUUUUGCCAGGCGGUCUUAUUCGUCGACAGUGUCAACCUGAUUGCACAGUUGGUCACGAUGACGUCACUCCUCACCUUUGGCACUCUCUCCUUUGCGACCAUGGCCCUGAAAGCCGGCGGCGCUCCCUCUUUUCGCCCUUCGUUUCGCUACUGGAACAUUUGGACCGCUGGCGGAGGCACUUUGGCCAGUUUUGGUGCCAUGUUUUUUACCGAUCCCUUCUGGGCGGCCGCAUGCAUUGUCCUGGCCAUCUUCCUCUUCACUGCCAUCUCCAUCUUCUGCCCGCCAAAGCCAUGGGGAGAUACGACACGCAAUAUCCACUACUACAUCGUCCGCAAGUACCUCCUGCGCCUCGAUGAGCGAAAGGGUCGCGUGACGCACUGGCGACCUCAGAUUCUCCUCUUGGCGAACAACCCGCGCACGGAGUGGAACCUCAUCAUCUUCUGCAACAGCCUCAAAAAAGGCGCUCUUUAUGUCUUGGGCCACGUUCUAAAGGGCGAGUUCGGAGAGUGCCUGGGCGAGCUGAGGAAACAGCAAAUUGCUUGGCUCAAGCUUGUCGAUGUCUCGGGCAUCAAAUCCUUUGUCGACGUCAUCAUCGCUCCCGACGAGCGCGAGGGUGCUCGGAACCUCAUCUUGUCCUGUGGUCUAGGCGGUAUGCGGCCCAACAUAGUCUGUCUCGGAUUCCCUUCUACGAUCCGGAACGUCGCUCGCCUCGCCGCUCCCUCUGGUCAAUCCAGUGGUGCCGCAUCGCCAAACGCUGCCUCACCCACUGCCUCCAAAGCAGGAAGUAGCACCGAGAGCGACAUCACCAUUCGCGGCGUACAGGAUCACAUGGGCGAUCGCUCGCUUCUUUCGAACAAUGCUCGUAUCCUGCCGACAGACGUAGCAAGGCGCGAAACGCCAAUCACGGCGAGCACAUAUGUCGGCAUCAUGGAGGACACGCUUGCGCUCCAGAAGGCCUUGGCCGUCGCAUACGGCUUCGAUUCGAUGCAGCUCAGCAGUCCAUCUUCCCCUCUACGACAAUGGGACUGGAACUGGUGGGCAGGAGGUCAAAAGGAGGAGAAGCCGGAAGAGAAGAAAUACAUUGAUCUCUGGCCCAUUCAGAUCCAAAGCCCAGAUGCAGAUCCGACGCACGCUUGGGACUCGUACACGAUGAUUCUGCAGUUGGGCACCAUUCUCAGCUUGACUGGCAGCUGGAAAAAACACAAGCUUCGCGUGUCCGUUUUUGUCGAGUACGAGUCCGAUGUCGAAGAUGAGAGACGACGGGUGCGGUCGCUCCUCGACAACCUCCGUGUGCCGGCCACCCUCCGGGUCUUUUUCCUCUCAUCUGGCACGAUCAAGUCCUACCAGGCAAUUGUGCACGGGCGGACACCGGCACCGGCCUCGAUCGAAGCUGCACUGGGGGGCGAUCCGUGGUGGGAAGCUCUGAAGCAACUUCGAAAGGAAGACGAACGGCGAAACAAAGAUGCGGCCGCUGCUGCGGCCAAGAAACGAGCUUCAGCAGUGCCAUUUCCCGACAAUGCGUCGCCUUCGUCAUCGGCAGCUGGCCGCAAGCAGAGCAAGAGAGAGCAGAAAAUGCUGGGCGUCAGCUUGCCGGCUGAGCACCUCGAAUUUUUCAGGAGGAACAUGCAGAUUGGGCUGGCGCAUCCUCGUGCCAAGAAGAUGAAUUCCAGAUCGCGCGCCGCAGGAAGCACCGGUGGCAGAAGAAGAACAAGAAGCACUACUGGCGCUCUUGAAGAGGGAUCUGCUGAACCUCUCGAUGACGGUGCUGCUCCGUCUUACUCAGACAUCGAAACAGACGAGUCGGAAGAGGGUGGCUCGGAUAGCGACGACGACUCGGAUCUGAGCGACGAGCUUGCCAGCCUCAACCUUGACGAUAUUGACUGGGUCGGAUCUGCAGGAAGUAGCAACAGCGCGAUGGGUAAUGGCCUGCGGCGGACAAGGACGUACGGUGGUGCUAAAAGCACCCAACGUCGGAGCAAGAUGAAUCAGCGGCUGCUCCCUCGAAGACAGCGUACAUAUUCGGUUGGCCAGAGGUCUUCAAACACAGCUUUUGCGGAGGCAGGCGCGUCGUAUGGCUCAUUUGGGUCCACACCGAGGUCUACUCAGCAUCCGAUCAGAGAAGAAGAUUUUGGCGAAAAUCGAUCUCGAGGAGAAGGGAAGCGAAGGAACGAUUCUUCCUUGACGGACAGUGUGGGAGGGCAUAGCUCGUCGUAUUCGUCAGCUGCCGAGGACGACGAUGGUACACUCAAAGCCUCAGAUCGUCUACGUGCUCGUGCUGAGCUCGACCGGCAGGAAAGGGAAAGCAAAAGCGGCGAUGCGUCUCUGCCUCGAUUCGACACAGUUGACGUUUCCACGCAAGUCCAUUUCAAUUCAUUGCCGAACAAGGCCCAAUAUCUGAUCCUCAACGAAUUAAUUCGUAUCAAUUCGGGCGCCACGACGACAGUCGUACUGACUGCCCUUCCUGCUCCGGAGCCGGGGACUUCCUCUGACGAGGGCCGAAGCCAACGAUACCUCGACCAGCUCGAGAGCCUCUUUGCAAAAGGGCCUCCAGUCCUAGGCGUUCACGCGAAGCAGCUCACCAUGACCUCGGCUUUGUAAGGUCCAUCUCCUGCUCCCUCUCAUUCCAUUUUAAAAGUAGCAUUUCAUUCUUUUAACAAAUAGAGAGAAUUGUCAUCUCAUUAAUCCUCUUCCAUG